UAAGAUAAUCUGUAGUGCAACUACAUAGCUGCAACGCAUCUGUCAUGUCUGCUGUCAUUUGUCAAUUCUAAUAUAUUUUUACAGAAGCUUAUAAUUCUUAUAACAUAUUGGCAUUUAUCUUAUGAGAAACUACACAAAAUAGUGAUCAGAGUGGGCGCUAUUCAUGAUGAUUGUUUGAUAAACCCAUACAGUCAGAAUGAGUAAUAACUUGGAUGGGGACAGGUCGGUCACGACUGGCAAAAUGUAUCCAAUAGAUUUAGCGCCUCAAAAAAUAACUAUCGUUAAAAGCGUAUCCAAUGCCGAGGUGAAAAUGGCUUUGAUUCCGGGCCAGUCGAAGAAUUCGGGCACCAAUCAGUUAAUAGGUCACGCGGGACCUGGCUCAGGCUUGAUGCGUCCAGGUCUUGCACAAAUUAUUUCUCCAAGCGUCGCGUCACAGCCUCAAAUGAUUGUAAGCGGAUCACCAAUAUUGCAGGGGGCACAAAUUGUCAGCCAAGGUUCACAAAUUAUUGGGCAGAGUCCACAAAUUAUAUCACAGUCACAACUUAUUACACCCAGUGGGCAAAUAAUCAGUCCAGCUACCCAAAUCAUAAGCCAAGGAACACAGCUUUCAGUACCUGUGUCAAGCUCAAGUAAUGCUGUCAACUGCCAAACAAGUGUUGCAUCAUCUGUAAGCGGUACACAGGUGCUAAAUGUUGCGGGCCAGUUGGUGAGCGGUGGUAGCAAUUUAGUGGUGAAUUCAUCUAUGAGGACAUUACCUCAGACUGUAAGAGUGUUACCACCACUACAGCAUCAUAACAACAGGCCAGUACAACUGUCGAGUGUGAAUGUGAGCAAUGCGAGCGGGGUGCUUGUGAGUAAGAGUGUGGGCGUUGGGGUGACAAGCCACGUGCCACGGGGACUCGCCGCCGGAGCGUCUCUCGCCGUACGCCCAGUAGCACCUCCUGCAUCACAACCAGUAGGAGCCGCUCAAGGUGGCGCAUGGUCGAACACCGCACGCGCUCCCCGCGGUGCCCUGGUGUAUGGAGCACGCGGCUCGCUGACGCGCGCGUCUCCUCCCGCGUCGCACGUCACGCACGCGCCCACUACUUCACCACAUUCCACCAUACUCACACUGCCUACCACAUCAGUGCUCACUUCGAGUGGUGUGAUAUCUGGCACAGUACGCGGUGUAACGCCGCGGACGCCGACUCCUACACCGGCGCCAAUCACUUCUACAGCUCGACCCCUGCCCCUCCUGCAACGGAACUAUCAACCCGCAAAGGUGGUAGGUGUCGCGAGUGUGGGUGUCCGCGGCGUCGUGGGCAACAGUGCGCCCACGCAGCUUUACUACGAGGUGCCACGCGCUCCUCCUCCCGCUCCCGCGCCGGCGCCGGGCCCUGCGCCCGCGCCGACCGCUGCGCCGCUCGCGCUGCACACGCCGCACGCACCACAUGUGCCACACGCGCCACACGCCCCACACGCGCCGCACCCGGCGCUGACCCACGCACUCGCAUCGCAUGCGCACCGCCCUGUCGCUUCUUACGCACAAUUAAACAUAGUGAACACGAGUUUACCGGUACAGGAGAUCCGUCCCACGCCCGUUUCAAUUUCAUCAACACCAGGACUGCCCAGACCAUCUAUACUAAGAAAACGAGAUGUAGAAGGGUCUCCGACGAAGAGUCCUGGAGUGACGUUCGUGCGUAUCGGCAGUACGGGAUGGGAAGACGUACCCGCGGGGGAGGGCGGCUCGGGCUCUACAACUAUAUCCGCGUCCUCAUCGCCCGCGCCCGACACUGAGCCGGAUCCUCCGCCACUAGCACUCGACCCAGAUCUCUCGCCCAGGAAGAAACCAAGGAAGCAAACCCUGAUCAAUGAAGUAAGGCAAUGUGAUUAUCAACCAGAAGAUUCGCCGCCAUCUCCACAAUCGGUGACUAUCAAGACUCCUAAACGGCCAUUGCUGAGCUCAAGCUACGUGUGUGAGUGGCGGAGUACGGCGCUGCACUUCGUGCGGCCCGCCGACGUGCGCCGCCGCGAGCCACGUGCCAGGGACAUACUCGCCAUCGCAGGCCAGAAGCACGUACUCAGCAGCGCCGAGGGUUGGAAGGUGCAUCAUCUCACCGCUCAGAUGGAUGAUUUGGUAUCGCUGGAGUCGGACGUGGGCUCGCAGCUGUCGGCGCUGCUGCGCGCGCUGGACGGGGCGCCGCCGCGCGCGCUGCAGGCGCUGCAGCCGCACGAGCACGCUAUACUCGAGCUGCUCAAGGGUAACAUACAAAGAAGUAAAAUCGUGUGUGAAGGCGUUCAGGAAGCCCGUGAAGAUAUUCUGCGAGUAUUUACUCAUAGAAAAUUCGUGUCCGAUAUUUUAACUCGGCAGGCUGACAAACGAUGUUUCAGAAAGCACCGUUCCCAGUCAUAGCACACACAUGUCAAGGAAUCUCAAACGACGUCUACGAAAGUAUUAAGCUGAAUUGUAAAAACAAAAAUAUUUAUUCCGAUCCUGCCACAUUGAUUUUUUAUCCUUACUGGAAUACACUAAACCCAUUAGCAGGGUUCCUUCGCAUUUGAAACACAGACAACAUAUAUUUGUCGUACAUGUGCGUCUCAUGUAUAUGAAAUUGAAGGUUCUAUUACAAUAAGCUGUAAAUAUUAAUUAGUGUAUAUUAUGCAAUGUUAAGAGUAUGUAUUUAAGUUGGGGAAGAAUGUGAAUGAGUUUAUUUUUGACCACUUUUAUUUAGAAAAUAAAGAUUUCUUACAUAUUCA
This is a messenger RNA of Manduca sexta (tobacco hornworm), 2736 nucleotides long. It is a transcript of the gene Sap130, whose product is annotated as mucin-17. The coding region runs from base 197 to 2392 and encodes 731 amino acids. NCBI's taxonomy places the organism in Eukaryota, Metazoa, Arthropoda, Insecta, Lepidoptera, Sphingidae. Gene Ontology annotation, biological process: negative regulation of transcription by RNA polymerase II. The transcript is spliced from 12 exons. Gene Ontology annotation, cellular component: Sin3-type complex. The record is from RefSeq and is a predicted model, not a curated record.